AUUUUCCAUGAUUACCUCUCACUGCUCAUAAUAUUCCGAACGAUUUAAGCAAUUCACAAGUGGGUUAAUAUCAAUUUCAUCAUAUUACCAAUUUUACAUCAAGAUGGACGUUAAUAAUUCUACCAUUGACAUGAAUGAGCUUUCUGGACUGGAUCUCGAUGCUGAAGCGGAUAUUGAGGAACUGAAACCAGCUAUACCAAUUCCACUUACUAGUGCUAAAGGACCUGGCCUUACAACGCUCAAAAUUGAGUAUAAUGAUGACCUACCAGAGUAUCCAACAAGUCAUAUUGAUGGAUAUUCAUAUGUUGUUGCAUCAAGAGGGCGAUCACAGCUUGAAAUGGAGCAACUUGCACAUGACAUCCAAUAUGCAAAACGACUGCAAUAUGGACAGAAACGACCAGUCUAUUGCCCUUUUUUUAGAUGCCAUGUCAAAAAAUGGACCUGGAAAUGCUCUGGAAUCUAUGCAUGUGAAUUUCUGAACUCAUUCCUUCAAUCCCGUCAUCAUACCUUUGUUGAUGAUGUUAUUUGGCAAGAAAUCCAAAAGUCUCAAAAGGAUAUUCAGCUCUUAGAGUCUGACCUUGGCAGACGGAAUGCAUACAGCUACUAUCGAUCCAAAGUUGCUUUCUUUGAGAAAGGCCUUGCCUGUAUUGACCAACACCCUUCUUGUAAACCAGUUUUCAAGAGAUACAGCCAAAUGAAUGUUCAUGGCGAAUAUGAUCCUUAUAUUGGCUGUAUAAAUGAAUCGUAUGGUGUCUUGACAAAACAUCAUAGAGGAGCAAUUCAAGGCCAUACAGUGAUUAACUUGCAGUUUCUUGAAGAUCUCUUUAAUAAAGAGAUUAUACCAGCGACUGAAGAGUGUGGUGUUUUUGAAUCAUUGUCAUCCCGACGAAAAUACUGUGGCCGGGAUCAUCCUCAAGGAUCAGGUCGAUUGCAACAUACACCUUGUGAUGUUAUCUUCAAUGCUCUAGUCCCAGUUGAUAUAGGCCAAUGCCCAUAUAUAUUAUUCACAUCACAUGGUGUGCAUAAACACCCACCACCACCCCCAACCAAAGCACCAGAGCGGAUCUUACAGGGAGUGAAAAGGAUCAUACAGCAGAUCCGUGAUCCAAGUUUAACCACUGCACAAUUCCUGCGAAAUCCACAGCUAGAGGCCUUUUGUCAGCAGCAUAAUGCUUCUACAUUGACAGAAAUCCACUCAAGCUUCUGUAAUAAAGAUCGAAUUGCAGCAAUUAUCCAAAAACAGCGCCUGCUUUCAUAUCCAAGCGGGCAGGAUGUCAAUGGUCUCAUUUUCCUUGAAAACACUGAUCAACAU
This is a messenger RNA of Aspergillus ruber CBS 135680, 1312 nucleotides long. RefSeq lists its product as uncharacterized. The record is from RefSeq and is a predicted model, not a curated record. The transcript has 7 exons. Lineage: Eukaryota; Fungi; Ascomycota; Eurotiomycetes; Eurotiales; Aspergillaceae. The annotation marks the transcript as partial.